AAGUAUAUGUGUUUUCGAUAGAUUGAUAAAAGAAUAAUCUUGUGAAACAUAGCGGUCAAUUGUCUCUGAAGAAAUAAUCAAAUUAAUUUAAUCAGAUUAAAUUAGAAAAGAAAACGAAGUUCAUAUACACAUCUAUAUAAAUGUUCUUAUAAAACGAAAUGUUGUGUGCGGACUACAGGAAUAGCGGAAUAGAGGAAUAAAGGAAUAGAGGAAUACAGGAACAGAAGAAGGAAUAGAGGAAUAGCGGAAUAGCGACCGACCGGAAUACAUUUUGACAUGCUCCCUGACCACCCUUAGUCUUUAUGAGAACGGUAUAGGUGACCAAAGAGCUGAAGCAAUUGCGGAUGCACUAAAAUCCAAUCAGACUUUAACCCAUCUUUUUCUUCGAAUUAACCACAUAACUGAUCAAGGAGCUCAAGCAAUUGCUGAUGCACUAAACCACAAUCAGACUCUCACCACCCUUGAUGUUACAUAUAACUCAAUAUUUAAUCAAGGAGCUCAAGCAAUCGCGGAUGCACUUAAACACAAUCAGACGCUAACCACUCUUCCUUUUGGCUCACAGUGGGCCCAAUUUGAAGCAGCUCAAGCAAUCACUGGCGCACUGGAACACAACCAGACUCUCACCACUCUUAAUCUUCGAUAUAACAACACAGCUGAUCCAGGAGAUCAAGCAAUCGCUGAUACCAUAAAAGAGACUGAGACCCCUGCCGGUCUUCCAGUAUCAAGUAAUAAAGCAUCACAUAGCAGUCCAAGAGCUCAGUCAAUCGGUCAUGCACUGAAAUACAAUCACACUCUCACCACUCUUCGUCUUUCAUCUAACUACAUGGCUGCUGCAGGAGCUGAAACAAUCGCUGAUGGAUUGAAACACAAUCAGACUCUCACGACUCUUAAUCUUGGACACAACAACAUAGCUGAUCAAGGAGCUCAAGGCAUAGCUGAUGCACUGAAAUACAAUCACACUCUCACCACUCUUCAUCUUUCAUCUAUCGACAUGGCUGCUGAAGGAGGUCAAGCAAUCGCUGAUGGAUUGAAACACAAUCAGACUCUCACCACUCUUAAUCUUGGAUACAACAAGAUAGCUGAUCAAGGAGCUCAAGGCAUAGCUGAUGCACUGAAAUACAAUCAGACUCUCAUCGCUCUUAAUCUAGAAUGUAACGCGAUAGGUGAUGAAGGAGCUGAAGCAAUCGCUGCUGCGCUGAAGCACAAUCAGAUUCUCACCACUCUUGGUCUUCGAUGCAACAACAUUGGUGUUCAUGGCGCUCAAGCGAUCGCUGAUGCACUGAAGCACAAUCGGACUCUCACCACUCUUAAUGUUGCAUAUAACAAUAUAGCUGAUGAAGGAGCUAUGGCGAUGAUUGAUGCACUCCUACAGAAUGAGACUCUAACCCAUGUUGAUCUUGGGGAGAACAAUAUAAGCUUUGAGGCAGUGGAAUUCAUGGAUGUUGCACUGAAACACAAUCAGACUCUCAUCGCUCUUAAUCUAAAAUGUAACGUGAUAGGUGAUGAAGGAGCUGAAGCAAUCGCUGCUGCGCUAAAGUUCAAUCAUACUCUCACCACUUUAGAUCUAUCCAGAGACCGAAUAACUUCUGAAGGAGCUCAAGCAAUCGCUGAUGUGCUGAAGAACAAUCAGCCUCUCACCACUCUUGAUGUUGCAGGUAACUCAAUAUUUGAUCAAGGCGCUCAAGCAAUCGCAGAUGCACUGAAGCACAAUCGGACUCUCACCACUCUUGGUCUUGGAUACAACAACAUUGGUGUUCAAGGAUCUCAAAGAAUCUGUGAUGGACUUAAGCACAAUCGGACUCUCAGCAUUCUUAAUCUUGAACAUGACCAAUUUCGUCAUGAAGGUGCUGAGUCAUUUGCCGAUGCACUGAAAUACAAUCACACUCUCACCACUCUUGAUCUUUCAUUUAACGAGGUGACUGCUGAAGGAGGUCAAGCAAUCGCUGAUGCACUGAAACAUAAUCAGACUCUCACGACUCUUUGUCUUAAAAAUAACAGCAUAGGUGGUCAAGGAGCUCAAGCCAUAGCUGAUGCUCUGAAACACAAUCACGGUCUCACCACUCUUUAUCUUGGAUGUACCAAGCUAGCUGUUGUAGGGGCUCAAGCCAUGGCUGAUGCACUGAAACAUAGUCAGACUCUCACGACUCUUUAUCUUGAAGAUAACAGCAUAGGUGGUCAAGGAGCUGAAGCAAUCGCUGAUGCACUCACAGGGCAGGUUCAUCGAACCUGCAUACAGGCAAGCCUCGUGACUCACUCUCCCAUCUGCCAAUAUAAAGAAACAAAACAGUAA
Didymodactylos carnosus is the source of this 2290-nucleotide messenger RNA. Lineage: Eukaryota; Metazoa; Rotifera; Eurotatoria; Philodinida; Philodinidae. The record is from the annotation of a GenBank genome assembly.